Molecule: messenger RNA, 315 nt
Organism: Rhodamnia argentea
Lineage: Eukaryota; Viridiplantae; Streptophyta; Magnoliopsida; Myrtales; Myrtaceae
Product: calglandulin-like
Exons: 3
Coding region: 1-315 (104 amino acids)
Molecular function (GO): calcium ion binding; enzyme regulator activity
Source: RefSeq, a predicted model, not a curated record
AUGGAUCUUGCAAAAGUUUUGCUUAAAGAAAAGAAACCCUCGUGCAAGCAACGCAGCGUGCUCACUGGGGGUCGGGUCGGGUCGAAGUUGAGAGCAGAAAAGUCAUACCGUGGAAACAAAAAACUUAAUGCCCCCCAACCCCCAACUUCACAAUCUUGGAAGUCUACAUUGAGGAGGCUUCGGCAUGUAAUGAUAAAUCUUGGGGAGAAGCUGACGGAGGAGGAGGUGCAGCAGAUGAUAAGAGAGGCCGACUUGGACGGUGAUGGUCAAGUCAACUACGAUGAAUUUGUCAAGAUGAUGAUGACCAUUGGAUGA